GAUGUUCGUGCUCUCGGCUGAUGGUGCACACCUUUCAUACACAACAUCCUACCGCCGUUACACUAUUUCUUUGGAUCAAGCUUCAAAGCUAGAUAUAUUCAAGAAGGCAUAUUUGGGUGAAAGCACUUCCGAGUAUAUACAGUACGUCAGAGUAAUCAUUGCGCAAUUCGGAGAUUAGACAGCGUCCGCUAUCGUCCACGAGCUGCGAUUCCAUCCUGCAGAGGCCACCUUCCGUUAGCGUUCUCUCCGCUUCGCCAAGAUGAAGCUGUUAGACAAGAUCGCGAGCUACCAUGAAGACCACCCGUUCUACACAUUCGAAUUCUUUCCACCCAAAACGGAGCAGGGCUUUGAGAACUUGCUUGAUCGUAUCUCGCGUCUUGCUAUCCUGAAACCUCUGGCAGUUAGCAUAACCUGGGGUGCUGGAGGCAGCACCAUGGAACGAAGUCUCGAUCUAGCAGGAUUGACCCAAAAGGAGUUUGGAAUUGUUACUAUUAUGCAUCUUACCUGCACGAAUAUGUUGCAGGGUACCGUAGACUCGGCUUUGAGGGCCGCAAAGGAGCGAGGAAUCGAGAAUAUUCUUGCUCUUAGAGGAGAUCCUCCCCGCGGAGAAGAAUACUGGAUUCCUACCGAUCCAAGGUUCAGCCACGCCGUAGAUCUGGUCAAGUACAUUAAAUCGACGCCUGAAUUCUCGGACUUCUGUGUCGGUGUUGCUGCGUAUCCCGACGGACAUACGGACAGAGAUGCCGAUGAAGAUGGCGAGAUUGAACAUCUCAAAGCGAAAGUUGAUGCUGGUGCCAGCUUCAUCAUUACACAGUUGUUCUAUGAUGUAGAUAAUUUCCUUCGAUGGGUUGGAAAAGUCAGAGCGAAAGGCAUCCAGGUUCCCAUCAUACCAGGAAUCAUGCCAUUGCAGACCUAUUCUUCUUUCUUACGACUCACGAAGCUAUGUGGUACCCGUGUGCCUGACUUUCUGCUGAAAGAUUUGGAACAGAUCAAGCAUGAUGAUCAGAAGGUCAAGGAUUAUGGCGUAAAGCUGGCGAUUCAGAUGAUUCGUCGACUUACGACGGAAGGAAGAAUCCCUGGUGUACAUUUCUGCACGUUGAAUCUGGAGAAGAGCGUCCAACGUGUGAUCGAGGGCUUACAAUGGACUAACAGCAGUAGCCCGAAGGUCGCAAACAAGCUCAUUGCAGAGACUCCCGGCACCAUCAUCCAUGCCCCACAACCAGACUCAGACCUUAUAAUCUCUCCUCACAGUGCUCUUGACUCGGCAGCAAGCAAGCUUACUAACCAUCCACCAAUCGACAUUGAUGCCGGGAAAGGAGAAGUGAACAAUGCUGCAACUUGGGACGAGUUUCCUAAUGGUCGUUUCGGUGACUUUAAGAGUCCCGCAUAUGGCGAUCCAAACCCGUGGAAUAGCUCUGUCAUCCCCCAUCAAAGUCUUCAGGAAUGGGGUCAUCCGAAGACAUUCAACGAUCUUACCAACAUAUUCCUGCGGUACCUACACUCCGAGAUACCUACUACACCUUUCUCGCCUUUCCCCCUUUCACCAGAAUCACUCACUAUCUUGUCGUAUGUUGAAAAACUCACCAAGAAUGGGUGGUGGACUGUUGGUUCACAGCCAGCCGUCAAUGGAGCUGACUCGUCGGAUGAGGUUGUUGGAUGGGGACCAACAGGUGGUUAUGUCUAUCAGAAAAGCUUCGUUGAGUUCUUUGUAGAGGAGCAAGACUUGGAGAAGAUUGAGACGAAGAUCAGGGAACGCGGCGGCGGUUGGGUGGAUUACUUCGCGGGUAAUCUUCAGGGUGAAUGUCGAACGAACGUCCCAGAAGGUGGCCGGAAUGCCGUAACGUGGGGAGUCUUCCCUGGUCAGGAAAUCGCUCAGUCCACUAUCAUCGAAAAGGAGUCGUUCCUCGCAUGGGCGGAUGAGGCCUUCUCGAUUUGGGCAGAAUGGGCAUCAUAUUACCCACCCAAAUCUCCAGAACGGGAAUUACUGGAUGGUGUACGGACGAAGAGGUGGUUGGUGAGCAUCGUACAUCAUGACUUCCGGAGUAAGGAUGCACUAUGGACCUUCUUGUUCGACGGAGAAGAUCCUCUCGUGAAAUGAGAGUAAUCAGUGCAUGCGUAAGUUUGGAUAAAAGUUUGUAAAAUUGUUUCGUGUUGGUUAUCGCUCAACGUAGAGUCGUCUGAAGAAAUUCAAAACCAUAUUGUACAUCAUUGUGGAACUUCACGAUAUCGUACAUACACUACUAGUCGACCUUCAACCUCGAUUCAUAAUGUUUCCAGCACCCCUGGGGUGUGUAUCGGUGUACUGUGCCCAUUUCUCAUCCUUCUGCCGUUUCUCUUCAGUCUUCUGUUCGCUGAAGGCUGUCCCCUCCAUCUCGGAAUCAAGCUGCAAUUGUUCCGAUGUCGUUGGUUUAGAUUCAGAUUGUGGUCUAAGGAAGAAAUGAUAUUAGUCGUACCCAAUAGGACAUUAGACUACGUUGCACGGCUUACCCUCCACCGGUGAUUAUGUUCCCUCGUUGUCCCUCGAUCUCGAGGUACUCAUCAACGGUCAU
Somion occarium is the source of this 2549-nucleotide messenger RNA. NCBI's taxonomy places the organism in Eukaryota, Fungi, Basidiomycota, Agaricomycetes, Polyporales, Cerrenaceae. The record is from the annotation of a GenBank genome assembly.